Pungitius pungitius (ninespine stickleback) is the source of this 4248-nucleotide messenger RNA. Its product is annotated as phosphoribosyl pyrophosphate synthase-associated protein 2. The transcript is spliced from 11 exons. Gene Ontology annotation, biological process: 5-phosphoribose 1-diphosphate biosynthetic process; purine nucleotide biosynthetic process. Gene Ontology annotation, cellular component: ribose phosphate diphosphokinase complex; cytoplasm. Gene Ontology annotation, molecular function: magnesium ion binding; ATP binding; ribose phosphate diphosphokinase activity. NCBI's taxonomy places the organism in Eukaryota, Metazoa, Chordata, Actinopteri, Perciformes, Gasterosteidae. The record is from RefSeq and is a predicted model, not a curated record. The coding region runs from base 1280 to 2620 and encodes 446 amino acids.
GUUAAGUUCUAAAUGCUCUGAAAUAGAGUAUAAAAACGAAUAAUUCUCUGUGAAAAACACCAUGUAUUUACGGCUUUCUACAGAGCACUUAAAUGCAACACAAAACCGCCCCUUUUCCGUUUCCCUUCCUCUGAUUGGCCAAGCCGCACAUCCGUCACAGGAUCGCGAACAGUCGAACUGAGGGAAACAGGUUGAAAAGGGCAGGAGCCUCUUAUAUUCAAAUACUAUCGGUUGCAGAUUGUAACCAGAAAAACACGCAAACUGGUGAGUAUUACUGCGGUUUGUUUUGUAAAUAGUCGUUAUUCUAUUUUUGUACUAUGAGCGACUUGCUUUCUGAUGCAUGACAAAUCAAUGCGCGCACUCAAGAGCUUUGCGCGACAGGAUUAUUCCCCGCGAGCUAUCGCGUUAGUACUUGCGUGUUACUGUUAGCUAACGUUAUCUCAUGGUGUUAAAACCCAACAUGUGAUAUUAGCUGACGUUACUUUAUCAAAAAAAGUAGUCUGCGUCUAUAUCACGCACACGCGGUCGUUGUGGAAUGGCCCUUAGCAACGUUCACCGGUCAAACCCGAGGUUAUUCAGCUAGCUUAGCAACACGAGGAAGCUAAUGUGGUGACUGUUGAUAGUAGGAAGGAACGAUGUGUUCAAAUCACGAGUGAGCUCAUUAAAAGUCCCUGACCCCCUGAAAGAAACCUCCCACUUAGACUUAUUUAAUAUAGUAUAGUAACUCUAUUAAGGCUAAUUUAAGAAUUGCCCGUCCAGUUAUAGCGUAUAUUGUGGUCGCGGUUGGUUGCAUGGCAUCUGCCUUUUGUUUGUUCCACUAACCCUCUUGUCGUUAAGUGUAUAAGACCGAACUAAAACCUCUGGCCUUCAAGUAGCCUGUAUAUUAACAUCUUAUGCAAUGAUUAGAACGUUUUUAAAAAUUGAGACCUUUGUAAUUAACAGUAGCAUGCAAGCAAGCAAGUAACGUUUGUGGACAAAUUUCAAAAAUCAAUAAAGUAGAUUUGGAACUUCAGUCAGAGCCGUGUUGAAGCAAUUCAACGAAAGAAGCUAGAGGCCAAGGCAACACGGCGCGCUCGUUCCUUCGGCCUCCUCACUGGCUGCUCGCAGCUCCACGCAGACCGCGGGGACGCGCAAUGAGCGGCAGCGUGCGCGUAGGUAGGUGGGUGAGUAAGAAGGUCACUUAGGUAGGAAGGGUGGAUUGCCUCAAUAGUCGUAGGAGAACAAGCCUUAAGUAUUAUUUUGAUAAUUAGCAUGACAUUAAUCAAUGUCUUGAUUCAAAAUGAGGAGAUCCAGCUGCAGCACCUUGCUGUCACUCAAUCCAGGUGGAGGAUUCCGCCUUGCUGUGAACAGGAAGUUCAUGAAGAAAGUCACAUCAAUCACAUGUAUUUUACUCUCCGUGCCUCAGUUUGUGCUUGUUUGUAACUCCAUCACAGCCAAAGAUCCCAAGAUGAGGUGUGAGAAUACAGAGGAAGAGCUCAGCGCAGCGUGGGUGCCCAAGGAUCCACUGCCUGAGUGCGGGGAGAUCAGCAUCCAGCACCCUGUCGCCAUGAACCACACCAAGGGCGGCAUGGUCCUCUUCACCGGCAACUCGCACCCCUCCAGUCGCGAGAUGGGAAAGAGGAUCUCCGAGCGGUUAGGGGUGGAGCUUGGCAAGGUGCAGGUGUACCAGGAGACUAACAGAGAAACGCGGGUGCAGGUCCAGGAGUCGGUGCGGGGCAAAGACGUCUUUGUGAUCCAAACGGUGUCCAAGGACGUGAACACCACCAUCAUGGAGAUGCUGAUCCUGGUAUACGCCUGCAGGACAUCCUGCGCCAGGAGCAUCACAGGCGUCCUCCCCUACUUCCCCUACAGCAAGCAGUGCAAGAUGAGGAAGAGGGGCUCCAUCGUGUCCAAACUCAUCGCCUCCAUGAUGUGUAAAGCUGGUCUCACCCACCUGAUCACCAUGGACCUCCAUCAGAAAGAGAUCCAAGGCUUCUUCAACAUUCCAGUGGACAAUCUGAGAGCUUCCCCCUUCCUGCUGCAGUACAUACAGGAAGAGAUCCCCGACUAUAGAAAUGCUGUCAUUGUGGCCAAAUCCCCAGCCUCUGCCAAAAGGGCUCAGUCGUUUGCAGAGCGGCUGCGUCUGGGCCUCGCGGUGAUCCACGGCGAGGCCCAGGACGCCGAGUCGGACCAGGUGGACGGGCGUCACUCGCCGCCCACCGUCAAGACCACCGGAGCCAUUCACCCCAGCAUGGAGAUCCCACUGUUGAUCCCCAAAGAGAAGCCUCCCAUCACCGUGGUAGGAGAUGUCGGAGGACGCAUCGCCAUCAUAGUGGACGACAUCAUCGACGACGUUGACAGUUUCGUGGCGGCAGCGGAGACGCUGAAGGAAAGGGGCGCCUACAAGAUCUUCGUCAUGGCAACGCACGGCAUCCUCUCCUUGGACGCCCCCAGGUUCAUAGAAGAGUCGGCCAUCGACGAGGUGGUGGUGACCAACACGAUUCCUCACGAGCUCCAGAAGCUCCAGUGUCCGAAGAUCAAAACCGUGGACAUCAGCAUGAUCCUGUCAGAGGCCAUCCGCCGCAUCCACAACGGAGAAUCCAUGUCCUACCUGUUCCGCAACAUCGGAAUGGACGACUGAGCGCCCAGCAUGCACGAACACACACACACACACACACACACACACACACACACACACACACACACACACACUCGCACACUAUUUGCCUUGUUAGGUUUCUUCAAAAACAGAGGUGAAUGUCAAACACAGAAAUCGUUACACAUGCAUAAUACUAAUAAAUCCAUGACCUGCUUGUAUGAUGAACAUAAACACAAAGCCAGAGUGCAGCUUAAAGGGUUAGUUUGGAUUUUAACUUUUAAUGCGAGGCUGCAUGUGGUGCUCAUAUGGUCCGUGCACCGCAGUAGAUGGCUGUCGGUGGACGUGAGUAGGAAAGCGAUGCACUGCUGUGAGCGGGGGCAGCCUUUAAGUAAAUGCUACCAUUCUAAAAAAUAUGCUUGAAUACAAGCUGUUAGUUUACACUAUUCAGAUUACAUUUACCGCCAAAUGGCCCUUUCUGACCAAACUGCAGCCGCCAACGACGCUGACUUCAAAUCCACGGCAAUCCUUAUGACAAAACCGAUUAAGAGGUGUGGGAUCAUGUGAACAGAGGGUAGAUGACGAAGGGGAGUUAAGAGGUGAGACUAUGGUACCCAUCAACUGACAGAUUCUUUGGCUGUUGCCCCCGGCUGCAGCAGAACAUUGCUUUCAUUCUGUAGUGGGACCACUGUGUGUUUCUCCAAACCGACCGACGUGUCUCAUAAAAGCCCACUUCAAAAAAAUACCUGGACCCUCCUUCCACAUAUAAGAUGACUGAAAGCAGGUAAACUGAUCUUUGCCCUCACUGCCAGUCUCUCCCUCUGCUGCCCUCAUGACAAAACACACACCUCCGUUUUUAUCUUUUUACGAUUAUCGCUACACAUUUUCCUACAAAUUAAUGUUCAUCAUAACGUGGCAUUUGUUAGCAUGGAAGCCCCCCCCCCACCCCCCCGAUCCUGGCAGUAAAUUGUCCUUCUAUCCGGAUUAGAAACAGUGCCUUCUACCUGACGCGCUCCAAACACACAGGCCUUCACUUCUCAGACACACCAGUCAGCUGACUAGCUAACAGAUAUAAACCCAUUGUGUUGAAUGUGCAGGUUCUGGGCUAAUUAACCUGUGCAGGUAAUCAGAGGGCACAAUUAACCCCUUGCUGUUCAUCAUGUGGUGGUCCAGAAUGUGCUACUAAUGUAGUUAUGUAGACUGCUUCUAGCUGGCUGUGGUUGCCAUAGCACUGAGAUGCUAAUCUGGUGUCAAAUCUACUCAUUGCUAAAAAUUGAACUGGACUAUCCACAGGAAAUUAUGACUAGUCAAUCAGGCAUUCCAGACCUUGUAUUUUUAUUUUUUUAUUUUAACGGCGUUACUCAGUCAUCCGUAUAACAUUGUGUGCCAUGAUUUUACAUUUGUUCAUGUCACAAAUUAGCGGUUGCCUCUCCAGCCGGACGGAUCUGGGCAGUUUGACACUCCAGUUAAGAGCUGAAGGUACUUCUUAGUUAUGAGUUAAGAUUAUACCGGAGGAGACUGAAGUUUGCUCAAACACACCUGCAGUUAAAGUUUGAAGAGAAAUCCUUUUUUCUUCUGACAAGCUGAAUUUGACUGAAGCAGGUCUUUGUCACUUUACGAGAAAUGUUUUGUAUUUAUUUUCAACACUUAUGAAUAAAUAAUGAACUAUGAAA